ACAAGUAAGGAGAUAUAUAUCUUGGUAAAAAAUAUGGCAAGUACUACAACUCAUUCUAUUUGGGAAUGGAUGAUGAUAAUGGCAGUGUCAGUGUUGGUGAAUGAAAUGUAUUGUCAUGGGUGUUGGGAGGAAGAGAGGAUUGCUCUGCUGCACCUCAAAGCUUCCAUCACCUACUCAAAUGGCAACCUUUUGCCUUCUUGGGUGGAUAAUAAAUCAUCCAAUUGUUGUCAGUGGGAAAGGGUUCAAUGCAGUAACACUUCAAGCCGAGUAAUUCAACUCUCUCUUAAUUAUACAAGAGGUUGGAAAUCUAGAGAUUGGUAUUUCAAUGCUUCUCUAUUUCUUCCAUUUAAAGAGAUCAAGACUCUUGAAUUAAGUGAGAAUGGAUUAGUUGGUUGGGCUCAUAAUGAAGGUUUCGAAAGACUUUCUGAAUUGAUAAAUCUUGAAAUUCUUGAUUUGAGUUGGAAUGAAUUCAAUAAUAGUAUUAUUCUAGAAUAUGUUGGUGGAAUCUCAUAUUUGAAGUGUCUAAAUCUCGAAGGUAAUCAGUUGGGAAGCUCUAUUCAUUUAACAAGUUUUGAAAGACUUUCUGAAUUGAUAAAUCUUGAAGUUCUUGAUUUGAGUGACAACAAUUUCAAUAAUAGUAUUAUUCUAGAAUUUGUUGGUGGAAUCUCAUCUUUGAAGUCUCUAAAUCUCGAAGGUAAUAAGUUGGGAAGCUCUUUUAAUUUGACAAGUUUUGAAAAACUUUCUAAGUUGACCAAUCUUGAAUUUCUUGAUUUGAGUUCAAACGAGAUCAAUAACUCAAAAAUUCUAGAAUUUAUUGGUGGAAUUUCAUCUUUAAAGUUUCUGAAUCUUAGAGAUAAUAGCUUGGAAAGUUUGGGUGAUUUGACAUGUUUGAACGAGGAAUCGAAAUUGACAAAUCUAAAGGUUCUUGAUUUGUCUUUUAAUUCGAUAACAUGCAUCAUAUGGUAUUCUUUAAAAGGAUUUCCUUCACUGAGAAUAUUGGAUUUGACUGGAAAUUACAUGAACAAGAGUAUUUCUAGCCAAGACUUAGAAAACGUGAGCCCCUUGGAAGAAUUGUACUUGGACUAUGCUACCCUACCCAAUGACUUUCUUUCAAACAUCGGUGCCAUGACAUCACUUCAGGUUUUGUCAUUGAGUGGAUCAAGACUCACUGGGUCUCUGCCCUCCCAUCAAGGUUUGUGUAAAUUAAAGACUCUUCAAGAGAUUGACUUGAGCAAUAAUGGACUGGGGGGUCAAUUGCCUUGGUGCUUGACAAACUUGACAUCUCUUAGGUUUCUAGAUAUCUCUGUCAACCAAUUAACUGGGAACAUUGCAUUGUCUCCUCUUGCCAAUCUCAUAUCUUUGGAAUAUCUUAUCCUUUCAAAUAAUAAUUUUCGAGUCCCCAUCUCAUUCAAGUCAUAUUACAACCAUUCCAAACUUACAAACCUUGAAAGUGUCAACAACAUAUUUUUGGAAGAAAAGGACAUUCUUGGCUCAACCCCAAGUUUUCAAUUGAUUCAAAUCCAUCUUUCUAGUUCUGAACAUGACAAAAACACUCCCAUUUCUCUGCCCAACUUUUUAUACUAUCAAAAUCAACUCAAAAUAGUUGAGCUCUCUGGAUUUGAUUUUGGAGGAACAUUCCCAAUGUGGUUGUUGAAGAAUAAUACUGGACCACUAGUACUUACCUUGACAAAGAACUCAUUUUAUGAACCUUUCCAAUUGCCCUCGUCUCCGAUGACACAAGUUGUAGCAUUAGAUAUCUCCAACAAUAAUUUCUAUGGUGCCAUCCCAUACGAGAUUGGUAGUUCUUUCCCCAAGUUAGAAUUGCUAAACAUGUCUAGAAAUAACUUUGAAGGCGUGAUUCCAUCUUCAUUAGGAGACAUAACCAAUCUACAAUUUCUAGACUUGUCAAAUAAUCAAUUAUCCAGUAAAAUUCCUAUACAUUUGGCAAUGGGUUGUAACUUAUUGGAAGUGCUAAAACUAUCAAACAACAACUUGACAGGCCCUAUACUACCUCCUCAAAAUAACUUGCGAAGCUUAAUAAUAUUGCAUUUGGAUGAAAAUAAGUUCACAGAAAUCCCACACAACCUAUCCAACAGUAGUGGCUUGAUUCUAUUGAAUCUUAGUCGUAAUCAUCUUGAAGGUGAGUUUCCUGUUGAGUUUUGUCAAUUUGAUAGACUAGAACUAUUAGAUCUUUCUUACAACAAUUUCACUGGGAUAAUACCGUCUUGCUUCAAUGUGGAAGACCUAAUGCAAAUUCAACUAUCCAAUAAUAGGCUAAAUGGACUGUUUCCAAAGGUGUUCCAUCGAUCAAUGAAUGACAUAAGAAUGAUAGAUAUUUCAAAUAACCAUUUUAAUGGCACCAUUCCAAAUUGGAUCGACAAUCUUUCUUGGUUAAGCAUUCUUAUCUUGAAAAAUAACCACUUUGAAAGUAAUAUCCCAGAUUCGAUUUGCCACUUAUCUAAGUUAACUCUGAUUGAUCUUUCUUCCAAUAAGUUUUCAGGAAACAUUCCUCCUUGCUUGAAUAAUAUCUCAUUUGAGGUAAAAAAGGAAAUACUAAGGUAUUCGCUUUCAACUGUUUAUUGUAAUACACUACCCUUGAAGCCUAACCUAAAGAUUUAUAGUCAUUUUGGUAAUUUUAUGCCUUGUAGAAAUAGUUAUGAAAUCUUGUUCUCGGCUAAAGGAUUUUUCUAUUCACAAGUGGAGUUCACAACCAAAGGAAUUACCUUGCCCUACAUAGGAGAGCCUCUAUUCCUUUUUUCAGAAAUUGAUUUCUCCAACAACAAAUUAGCUGGCCACAUACCACCUAAAAUUGGCAACCUUAACAAAAUCAAAGCACUGAACCUCUCCCACAACAACUUGAUUGGAGGAAUCCCCAUAACAUUUUCCAAGUUACAGAAUAUAGAGAGUUUGGAUCUUUCUCACAACAACUUGAAUGGGAAUAUCCCUUCUCAGCUUACUAAUCUAUGCUCACUGGGGACGUUCAAUGUGUCUUACAACAACUUGAGUGGAAGGAUACCUCAGGCAACAAACCAAUUUGGAACUUUUGACUCGAGUAGCUAUAUUAAGAAUCCAUUUCUUUGUGGAGAACCAUUACCAAAUAAUUGCAUAGAUUUACCUCCAUCAGUUCCAUCAGCUAAUAAUAAUGCAAGUGUGGUAUCCAACUUUAUCGAUGUGGGCACUUUUUAUAUGAGCUUUGCAGGGUCCUACACAGUUGUUUUACUAGCUGUUGCGGGAAUUUUGUAUAUAAAUCCACAUUGGAGACGAGCAUGGUUCCAUAUUAUUGAGGUUUUCAUCACCUCUAGCUACUACUUUGUUGUGGAUAAUAUGUGGAGAAUCAAAGUUGGUUUCCUUCAUAGAUAUGGAUAAUCAGCCCAUUGUAGUAAUAAUGUUGUUGUAUGUAUUUCCUACUAAACUUCUUUCUUAAGUAGUUGUUUGCAUUAAAUAAAAAUCCUCUUAGCUUUCUUUA
Diospyros lotus (date-plum) is the source of this 3466-nucleotide messenger RNA. RefSeq names its product receptor-like protein 56. Bases 34 to 3366 code for a protein of 1110 amino acids. Gene Ontology annotation, molecular function: protein binding. The record is from RefSeq and is a predicted model, not a curated record. NCBI's taxonomy places the organism in Eukaryota, Viridiplantae, Streptophyta, Magnoliopsida, Ericales, Ebenaceae. The transcript has 7 exons.